Benincasa hispida (wax gourd) is the source of this 1257-nucleotide messenger RNA. The record is from RefSeq and is a predicted model, not a curated record. NCBI's taxonomy places the organism in Eukaryota, Viridiplantae, Streptophyta, Magnoliopsida, Cucurbitales, Cucurbitaceae.
AUGGUACUAACUGCCCAUUUCAUAGAUUUUGAUUGGAGUUUACAUAAAAGGAUACUUAGUUUUUGUCCAAUUGAGAAUCAUAAAGGUGAUACUAUUCGUAAAACUGUUGAAAGGAAUUUGAAGGAUUGGGGCAUUGAAAGGGAAAUAACUUUGACGGUUGAUAAUGCAAGUUCGAAUGACAUUGCCAUUGCUUAUCUUCUGAGAAGAUUCAAUAAGGGAUUAUUGUUUGGUGGAGAAUUUCUGCAUGUUCGUUGUUGUGCUCAUAUAUUAAAUCUUAUAGUAUGUGAUGCUUUUAAGGAACAUAAUGAUUGCAUUAAUAGGAUUCGAUAUGUUGUACGAUUUAUAAGAUCUUCUUCUACACGUUUUUUGAAAUUUAAAAAGUGCAUUGAAAUUGAAAAAAUUUCUUGUAAGAGUUUUGUGUGUCUUGAAGUUCCCACUAGAUGGAACUCCACAUAUUUGAUGCUUGAAGCAGUUGUGAAGUUUGAAAAGGCUUUUGAUAGAUUAGAAGAUGAAGAUGCUUCUUAUAGACACGAUUUGUCACCAAAUAAGGAAGAUUGGAAAAAUGCUAAGAUGUUGAUUAGUGCAAAUGCAAUGCUAGUUGGAAUGGCCAAUAGCACAAGGCCAAAUUUGAGAAAGGUUGCCAAAUCUAUGGAAAAUGUAGUGGAGCAAUGUUGUAGACGUCUCUUUCAUGAGUACAGUAAUCAGAGUGGUAGUGGGAGUACUACUACUAUUAAUACACCAAUUGUCUCAGCCUCGGAGACCAUUAUUGAUUGUGAUCCAACUGAAAAGGUGGGUGAAGACUUUGUCUAUGAUACAAUUGGUAUUGAUUUUGAAGGCGAUGAGACUACACCUUUCAAACAGGGGUCAGAGAUUGAUAUUUAUUUGUUAGAAGCCAAUGUUAAGAAUGAAGGUGAUUUUAACAUACUUCAGUGGUGGAAGAUGAACAGUCAUCAGUUUGAGGUUCCUAGUCGUAUGGCUAGAGAUAUUUUGGCAAUUCCAAUAUCUACUGUAGCAUAUAAGUUAGUUUUUAGUUCAGGAGGACGUGUUUUUGAUUCAUCACAUUGUUCAUUGGCUCCAAAAACAGUGGAGGCUCUCAUUUGUACUCAAAUUUGGCUACAUUCUGGUCCAAUAGAUCUUGAAGUUCAGCAUGACUUGGAAGAAGCUUCAUUUUUUGAAGAAGGAUUUAGAGCGGUUAUGGAUAAUGAAAAAGAGAUUCAAGGCCUUAUAGAUUUUGCAAAGUUGUCACUUAUCGAUUAA